Messenger RNA from Zasmidium cellare ATCC 36951, 1518 nucleotides. RefSeq lists its product as uncharacterized. The record is from RefSeq and is a predicted model, not a curated record. Gene Ontology annotation, cellular component: membrane. NCBI's taxonomy places the organism in Eukaryota, Fungi, Ascomycota, Dothideomycetes, Mycosphaerellales, Mycosphaerellaceae. Gene Ontology annotation, biological process: transmembrane transport. Gene Ontology annotation, molecular function: transmembrane transporter activity. Bases 1 to 1518 code for a protein of 505 amino acids. The transcript has 7 exons.
AUGGGCAGCGAUUUCGUCAGAGGCGUUGAGAAGUCGGGAGAUUUCCUUCAGCACAGGGAUGUCGACGUCGACGACGACGAGAAACAUGCACCGACCGACUCUCACACUCUCAGAACAUCCCACCAAGCCCCAUCCCCCUCCGAGAAACCCUCCCCAAACCUCGAAGCCCGCACCCGUCUCAAAAUCAACCUCACCGUCCUCCUCCCCCUCUUCCUAGGCCUCCUAGUCUUCCAACUCGACCGCAUGAACCUCGCCAGCGCCCUGACAGACGGCUUCACGCAAGACAUCGACAUCGACCAGAGCACCGUGAACCUCGGGAAUCAGCUGCUCUUCAUGGGGAUUGUGGUGUGGGAGAUUCCGUGUAAUGUGGCGUUGUUGAGGAUCGGCCCCCGCAUCUGGCUCCCCCUCCAAAUCCUCGCCUUCGGCCUGGUCGCGACCCUCCAAAUCUUCCUCACCAACCGCGCCGGCUUCCUCGCCGCCCGCCUCUUCCUGGGCUUCGCCGAGAGCGGCUACAUCCCCGGCGGCAUGUACAUCCUCUCGACGUGGUACCCGGCGCGGGAGCGGGCGCGGAAGAUUUCGAUCUUCUUCUUUGGCAUGUUUGGGGGGAAUGCGCUGAGUCCGGUUUUGGCGAGUGGGAUUUUGCGGUUGGGGGGUGAGAGGGGGUUGAGGGGGUGGCAGUGGUUGUUUUUGGUUGAGGGAUGUUUCACCAUCCUCAUGGCCAUCGUGAUGACACUCUGUCUACCCGCGAGCAUCGACGAUCCCAAACCGCUCUUCGGUCCUGGACUCAUUCGACUCUCCGAGGAAGAAAAGGAAGUUCUCCGACGACGCAUGCAGAACGAUUCCAGUCAAAGCGGGAGUCUUGCGCGAGUGAAGAUCUCCCUGGACCAAGUCUGGAGAACCGUCUCCUAUCGCCGGCGUUGGCUGCACUACGUCCAGACAUUCGCGGCCUUUUCAACAUGGUCCAGUCUGACGACGUAUACGCCCAGCAUCAUCAUGUCCCUAGGCUUCAACCGCACCGCCGCCAACGCUCUCGCCGCCGUAGGCGCCAGCCUCGCCCUCCCCGUCGUCUUCCUCUUCGGCUGCAUAUCCGACUCCACCAAACGCCGGGGCGCCACAGUCCUAGCAGCACUAACCUGCUACCUCGUCGUCCUCAUCGUCGCCCGCACCGUCCACCCGCACGUGGGCGACUGGUCCCGCUGGGGAAUUUGGACGGCUGUGAACGCCUUCGCGGUGGCGUACCAUCCGGUCUCGAAUACGUGGUUGCAACUGAAUUGUCGGGAUGAUGCGGAUCGGGGUGUUGGUAUUGCGAUGUGGGUGAUGAGUGCCAUGUGCGGCCUGAUGGUCGGCACGCAGUAUUUCCAGGGUGGUGAUCGUCCUUUCUACAUGAACGGCUUGACCAUCGACAUCGCCAUGGUCUCUGUAUCCAUCGCCGCUGCCGUGGGCCAAUUAUUAGUAUACGUUUCGAACAACAAGCCCAGAGAAAGCAAAGGGCCGGAUUGGAUGGCCCACGUUAUAUAG